This is a messenger RNA of Durusdinium trenchii, 940 nucleotides long. NCBI's taxonomy places the organism in Eukaryota, Dinophyceae, Suessiales, Symbiodiniaceae. The record is from the annotation of a GenBank genome assembly.
UUUGGCUCAAAGCAAUAGCACCAGGACGGCUCAAGACAGCUUUGGGACUGUCCUUGCAAAAGUAUGUCGUACUAUGCCGGGCCGGCGGGCCAUCCGACAGGUACCCGCCUCUUCCGUCACAAGCUGACACCGCAGGAGGAGGAGAUCAUCAAAGUGUCUUUUGAAUCUUUCAGCGAGGAGUCCUUGGAUGACAAGGGUGAGACCAUUCGAGUGAUCACUAUAGACUCUUUGCGGCAGGCGUUCCUUCAGAUUGACGCGUCGGGGGACAUCCAUGACGUCCAGCUCAUGAUCGAUGAUAUAGAUGCCAACAAUGAUGGCAGGAUCGACUAUGAUGAGUGGAAGGGUAUUAUGACCCGCAAGCUCCUGGGCGAAGACAGCAUGAGCUCUGCGCCGCACACAUUCGAGGUCUUGGACGAUAACAAGGAUGACUAUAUUCCUGCGGUCGAAUUGCGGUCGCUACUGAUGAAGGAGGGACAAGCUCCUCUCAGUGAGCAGGAGGUUGAUGAACUGCUGCUUUUUGCUGACCCAGAUCAGGAUGGACUUGUGAAUUACAAAGAGUUCCUGAGGUGGCUCAGCAAUCCCUACUGGCAUCACCAAUACAAGGACUAGGGUGUACUUGGCGACGCUUUCAUGGCAACAGCUCCUUGGAUUCGCUUGCGAUGUCGAGCGACCGGGUGAAAUGCCUUUAGCUGAGCCAAACUUUUUGCGUACGGCAGAAAGUGCCGUAUCACUGCACCGCUGCUCCGCUGUUGGCGAGUGUUGCUGGAUUGUACAGUAGCAGUUUCGCCUUUUGCGAGCGAUGUGAAUCGGUAUAAUUCGUUUGAGAGGCAGAAGUGUUUCCUGUAGAGUUGAGCGAUCUGGCUAGCAGCUCUGCUGUGCCUCAGCUGGCUUCAAGUGCCAUGAGUUGCAUCGGACACAUCUCUUGUGUGCACACUUGCAG